Microthlaspi erraticum is the source of this 1164-nucleotide messenger RNA. NCBI's taxonomy places the organism in Eukaryota, Viridiplantae, Streptophyta, Magnoliopsida, Brassicales, Brassicaceae. The record is from the annotation of a GenBank genome assembly.
AUGUCGUCAAUAAAAGAUCAGCAAAUCGUUUCGUCGACAGACUCGUCUCGUAAAAGGCAUCGCGACGAACGGCGACAAGACCCAGAAGUGGCCAAGCUGCGCCGCAACCUCGAUGCAAUCAGCUCCAAAGUGCACGACGCUAUCAGCUCGGCACCCGAGAUCGCCAAAGUCCUCGCCGAGACGAAAAGAAGUCCCUUCACUCGUCGUAUCGCCGCGAUACCUCUAAGGGAUCAAACGGCUCUCCGUCUUCAGUUCUACAACAAGGGUGACGAUCCUCGAGGCUGGCUAAGAAACUUCGAGAUCGUUAUGAAAAGGCAAAAAUAUGCCUCCCAUGAAGAACAAGACGCAAAUUACUGCCAAGUGUUCAUCGAGCAUAUGAACAAAGAUGCGACGAGCUGGUUUUCAAAUCUUCCCGCCGAGACCAUCGACAGCUUCGACGACCUCAGCACGGCAUUCAUGAAACAUUUUGGCAUGUUUAUGUCGAAAGGCAGCACCAAUCUUUUCACUAUGGCACAGGGAAAAGAUGAGCCUCUUCGCGAGACGCUUUGCACAGUCCCAAAAAUACGUCUGCGUCGAAGAAAGCAAGGCGCACCACUCAAAGAUUCAUGGAAUGACGAAGGAGUCAUCUUGGCACGCAUCAUCUCGUCAAGAUUCAUAAAAAGGAGGCCUCUAAGGAGUCUUUCACAACAGGACAGCGACGAGUCCAAAUGGUGCAAACUCCAUGGACGAGCCGAUCAUACUACAGAAGAAUGUAGGCACGUCAUGAGCUUGAUACAAGAGUAUAGCAAUACUCUGCAAAGCCAAAGUAAUGCUGAACGCCGCGAUGAAAAUCGACGAGCUGCAAACCAGCGCCGACGUAAAAAUCCGUCACGCCAAGAUGAAGGCGACGACGCCGAGAAGAACGCGCCUGCAUCACUCCCUCACCAAGAUGAUCUGCCUCCGCCGCCACCGGUUCCUGACGUAGAAGCUCCCGUCACGACCGCCGCGUUAACCGCCGCCAUGCAAGGCUUUACUGCUCAAAUUGCUUCUCAAUUCGCCCAGAUGCAAGCUCAGCAGCAAAAGUACAACGACACGAAACCGUCGCAUCCGUCUCGUCAAUGGCAGAAACAUCAUCUCCAGCAUGUCGUCACCUUCAAACUCAUCAGCAACUUAAGGUCAGCAUAA